Messenger RNA from Biomphalaria glabrata, 3636 nucleotides. RefSeq names its product zinc finger protein 420-like. The transcript has 8 exons. Gene Ontology annotation, molecular function: DNA-binding transcription factor activity, RNA polymerase II-specific; RNA polymerase II cis-regulatory region sequence-specific DNA binding. The record is from RefSeq and is a predicted model, not a curated record. NCBI's taxonomy places the organism in Eukaryota, Metazoa, Mollusca, Gastropoda, Planorbidae. Gene Ontology annotation, biological process: regulation of DNA-templated transcription. Bases 120 to 2906 code for a protein of 928 amino acids.
UAUUUGUAACUUUUGUCAACAAUAUGUCCGUCGGUUCUUGUAGAUCUCAUCUGUGAAUUUCUGUGCUGAGUAUGUAGAAAAAUAGUUUAUAAAUUCACUAACAUUUACACCUAUUCAUUAUGGCUGAUGCUGAUUUGGAGCAUGACUAUACUCUUGAGCUGAGUAAACAUGUGAAGCAGGAAAUGGAGGAAACAAAUGGGUUAACACCACCAUGUAAAGAAGUUCCCUGGGUAAAAAUUGAGAAGAUUGAAGAAGAUAAAUCAGACCUGUAUAUGCAUCAAUCAGAAAACUAUGCUCAAUCUUCUAGUAUCCACAUUGGACAUCAGGAGUGUACUAUUAGGCAAGAGAAAGAAUUGAUUGAUUUUACAGAUAGUAAUAAACCAUGGUCUUUAGUUUCAAAGAAGGCAAACAACAGUCUUUGUCACACACCAACCAUUAUGGCUGGACACAUUCCUGAAACAGAAGUGUCUUUGAAUAAGCAGGUGCAGUUCAUUAAAGAAGAAAAAGAAAGGACUUCGGAAAAAUAUGAACUAGAUGAUAGCAUUCAAAAAAAUGAAACACUUUUAAGAAAAGAAACUGACUUGGUAUCUAGUUCUCAAACUAAAAGAAACCAGUGUCAAAUAUGUCAAAAAGCAUUUACAAGUCCUUCACGCUUAAAAUAUCACCAGUUGAUUCAUACGAGUGAAAAACCAUUUCAGUGUCAAACAUGUCAAAAAGAAUUCUCCCGCUCUUCCUAUUUAAAAAGACACCAGAUUGCUCAUUCUGAAGAAAGACCAUUUAAAUGUGAAAUAUGCCAAAAAGAAUUUAUUCAGUCUACACAUUUAAAAAAUCACCAGCUGACUCAUACUGGUGAAAAACCAUUUAGAUGUCAAAUUUGUCAUAAAGAAUUUUUCCAAUCUGGACAUUUAAAAAAACAUCAGCUGAUUCAUACUGGUGAAAAAUCAUUCAAAUGCCAAAUAUGUCUAAAAGAAUUUUCUCAUUCUUCGUGUUUAAAAACUCAUCAGCUGAUUCAUACUGUUAAAGUACCAUUCAAAUGUCAAAUAUGUCUUAAAGAAUUUUCCCGCUCUUCAUAUUUAAAAACUCACCAGCUGAUUCAUACUGGUGAAAAAAAAUUCAAAUGUGAAAUAUGUCUAAAGGAAUUUUACAAAUCUUCACAAUUGAAAGUUCACCUGCGGGUUCAUACUGGUGAAAAACCAUUCAGAUGUCAAAUAUGUUUCAAAGAGUUUUCUCAAUCUGCUCUUUUAAAAAAUCACCAGCUAAUUCAUACUGAUGAAAAAAAAAUCUCCAUGAUGGCUGAUACAAAGCAUGACUUUACUUUUGAUCUGAACCAUGUCUUAAAGUAUGUUGUGAAAAAGGAAAUGGAAGAAACAGAUUCAUUAACACAACCAUGUGAAGAACAAGACUUCAAAGUGUCAAUGAUAAAAACUGAGAAGGCAGAUGGAGAUAAUUCAGAAUUGCAUUCACAGCAAUCAGAAAACUUUGCUGAAAAUUUUGGAGAUCAGAAAAGUACUUUAAAACAAGAGGUAGAAAUGACUCAUGGUACAGAUUUGAAUAAAUCCCUGUCCUUAGCUUCAAGACUUCUGGCUAUGUCAGAGAAGGCUAACAACAGUCAUUGUGUACCUAUCAUUAUGCCAAAAUAUGAAUCCCUUAGACAGACCCCAGUUCCAGAAGUGUCUUUAAGUCAGCAGUUGCAGUUUAUUGAGGAAGACAAAGCAAUGACUUCUGAAAACUAUGAACUGGCUGAAAACAUGCAAGAUCAAUUAGAAGAAUACCAUCAUAGUGAAAAAGAAAUUGAUUUUCAAAAAUCAUUUCAAUGUCAGAUCUGUCUGAAAGAGUUUUCUCAAGCUUCACAUUUGAAAAAUCACCAGCUGACUCAUACUGGUUUACAAAACAUUAAAAUGUUAAUAUGCCAACGUGGAUUCUCAACAUCUUCAGAAUUAAAAAGACACAAGUUGGGUGAUAUUGGUGAAGAAAAUGAUAAUCUUACGAAGGUGCAGUUCAGUGAGGAAGAAAAAGAAAUGACUUUGGUUAAGAAUGUACAGACUGAUAACAUGCAAGAUCAAGAACAAUACAGACCUAAUGAAACAGUUUUAAGUAAAGAAGUAAAUUUAGUUUCUUCUCAUGAAACUAAUAGAAACCAGCAUCAAAUAGGUCUAACAGAGUUAACUAGACCUUUACAUUUAAAAAGUCAUCAGCCAAUUCAUACUGGGGAAAAACCAUUUAAAUGUCACAUAUGUCGACGAGAAUUUUCUUAUUCUAGAAGUUUUAAAAAUCACCUGCUGAGACAUAAUCGUAAAAAAAUCAAAAAAACAUUCAAAUGUCAAAUUUGUCUCAAAGAAUAUUCUGCAUCUUCAAGUUUGAAAUCUCACCAGAUGAUUCAUACUGAUGAAAAAAAAUUUAAAUGUCAAAAAUGUCAAAAAAGUUUUUGGAGAAAAUCAGAAUUAAAAAGUCACCAGAUGAUUCAUAGUAAUGAAAAAACAUUUAAAUGUCACAUAUGUCAAAGAGAAUUUUCUUAUUCUAGAAAUUUAAAAGCUCACCUGAGGAGACAUACAGCUACUUGUGAAAAAGCAUUUAAAUGUCAAAUAUGUCUUAGUGAAUUUUCUUAUUCAAGAAAUUUAAAAACUCACCUGAGGAGACAUACCGGAACUUGUGAAAAAACAUUCAAAUGUCUAAUAUGUCGAAGUGAAUUUUCUCGAUUUUCAAGUUUGAAAACUCACCAGAUGAUUCAUACUGAUGAAAAAAAAUUCAAAUGUCAAACAUGUCAAAAACGUUUUUGGAGAAAAGCAGAUUUAAAACGUCACCAGAUGAUUCAUACUGGUGAAAAACCAUUCAAGUGUAAGAUAUGUCCAAAAAAAUUUUCUAGCUCUACAAGUUUGAAAACCCAUCAGUUUUCACAUACUGAUUAAAAAUAAUAAUAGUCAUAUUUGUCAAUUAAUGAAACCUUCUGAUUCUUCCAAGGAGCUAUUUAGGAUCACCACUGAAAUGUAAGGGGGAGCAAAUAACGAACAUUUGUCAUAAUCUAUCCCAGUAUCUGAACUCCCUGAUUCCUUCAAUAGAUUCUUCAUUGGCAAGAUAAGAAAUGACAUGCUAUCCCUCUCAUCAUAGCUUGACCACUCUCCAAUCUUUCAAAAUUCUCCUUUUGACGAGUUUCAUCGUGUCUCUGAAGAAUUUGUAAAGAGUAUUAUUUUAAAGAUGCCAAAUAAGUCAUGUGACCUUGAUCCUAUUCCAACUUCCUUGCUUCUUGAAUGUUUAGAUGAGCUUGUACCUACAAUUACUAACAUUGUGAACUCUUCACAGGCACAGGCAUUGUACCACAGCAUGCACUUGUAUUAAAGAAAUCAUGUCUUGACCCAGAAUGUCUAAAAAACUAAAAAAAACUAUCGCCCGGUGUCUAAUCUUCCCUUCCUGUCAAAGAUUCUGGAGCGCAUCAUGUCAGCCCAAAUUCUUUCUCAUCUUGAACAGUACUGUCUCUUGGAAGAAUUUCAAUCUACAUAUAAGAAGUGCUGUAGCACAGAAACAGAGUAGUCAGGGUACUAAAUGACUUACUUCACAAUUCCGACACAGGCUACAUAUACUUUCCAUACUGGACUUGUCCACAGCCUUUGAUAUGCUAAAAUUAAAAAUUAAGAUGGCCAG